Schistosoma haematobium is the source of this 3597-nucleotide messenger RNA. RefSeq lists its product as uncharacterized. The transcript has 7 exons. NCBI's taxonomy places the organism in Eukaryota, Metazoa, Platyhelminthes, Trematoda, Strigeidida, Schistosomatidae. Gene Ontology annotation, molecular function: protein binding. The coding region runs from base 2249 to 3208 and encodes 319 amino acids. The record is from RefSeq and is a predicted model, not a curated record.
CGCUUCAUACCUUUCUUUCUACAAACUAAUUCUUUCUUCUUGUACUAUAUCUCUAUAUGCAAUCUUUCUCUUAUAUAUUACCACCUUUGACAUAACCACUGCUAUGAAUCCGGUGUUCAUCUUGUUGUGCUGAUGCGGUAUGGCAACCUGGACCGAUGCACAUAUGUGCCUGGUCCUACGUUGUAGCUGACUUCAUAUGAUGGCAACUAAUUUGAUAGCUACGUACUUGUUAAACCUGAUACUAUGUGGUCCAAAGUUGCUCAUUCUUGUUACUCCAUAAAUUGUGUCAGCAGAUAUUUCAUCGAGUUCCGUAUUCUUGGUAUUCCGUCCAUAGUUAUCUAUCACGAACGCAAUAAAUGAAUGUUAAUUGUUAAUGUUUUUGUUUGCAAGUUGGCUGCAUGAAAGAAAAUUGUAUGACAUCGGGGAUCCCACUCGUCUAUUAUUCCACCUUCGGUUGUAUAUCAACCAAGUUUCCCUACGUUACCCAAAAUCUUUUAUCUACUUACAGGACUUAUAUUGUCAGAAGAACCAAAGUGUUGGGACCAUUGAUCUUGUCAUUUCUGACCCCAGCUUCCCCAUAAUUUGGAUUUAGUUGUGGAUAAUAUUGUGUACCGGUUUUCAGCUCGUUAUUGGAGCUCAGAGUUAGUGUGAAUAUUUCACAGAAGUAUGGAUGAUAUUCAUCGUUAGUGUUGUUAUUUGGACAUAUGUAAUCAACAAUUUUGCCGAACAAUCCUCAUUGGCUACAGUCUAUGUUUUUGCAGAGUCACCAAAUUUUAUCACGGUUAAGCAAAUUGUUGUGCAGCACACCUCUCAACCGUGUACACAGUAUCAAGCCUAACGAACUAACUCGAACGCCGGUCGAAAUUCUUAUUCUCCGCGUCCAUAUCUCUGUUCCUUCCGUUACUUUACAGUUAGAGAUGCAACUGAAAUUCAAUACAUGCAGGCAAUGCACCGGGAAAAUAUGGACUGAUCUUUGACUUUAAAUCAAAGAUAAUGGUAUUAUCAACAUUUCUAAAGUAUCGAUGAACGGAAGCUCUCGACCUUCGAAUUAACAGUUGCUGUACAAGAAUGGAUAGAAAACUUUUUAUGUGACCACAGACAGAGAAUGAGGGUCAGUGGGACUCUAUCCGGAUGGAAGCCGGUCGAGAGUGACGUACUCCAAGGCACCAUCUCAGGCCCUCAACUUUUCCUUCUCUACGUUAAUUAAUUACCGCUGUGAUACUGAUUAAAACCAUCUAAAUUCAUAUCUUAUAAAGUACCAACCCAGUUUAGUAAUUUACUACAGUGAAAAUUGUAUCAUUUGUAACAACUUUAUCUUGCCUGUAAACUGGCAUGUUUCAUGUAACAAACUGUUAGUUGAGAAUAAGUGAUUAUUAUUAAGUCGUCGACAUUAUUGUUUUUGCGGACGAUGUCAAAAUUUGGUGAACAGUAAGAAGUGAGGCUGAUGAUUUUGACCUUCGAGCUGAUUUAGGUGAAUUAGUUAGAUGGGGCCGAAGUUUCGGCUUAGAAGUUAAUUAUGGGUAGAGUGUGUUCAUGUACAUCAGACAUGGUAAUAGUUACCAUUAUACUAUUGAUGGUUGAUCUCUUCCACGCGUUCAAGAACAUAAAGACUUAGGAGUAAUAAUAAGCCAUGACUUGAAAACUACUACGCAUUGCAACUCAGCUGCUUUCAAAGGUUUUCGUGCUUUAUGAUCACGUCGCCGAGCAUUCAAAUGCUUUGACGAGGAAAUGUUUCGAAUUCUAUACCCCACCCGUGUAAGACCACACUUAGAGUACUGUACUCAAGCAGCUGGCCCAAGGAUACCAACUCACUAGAGCGUCUUCAGCGCGUGAGAACAAAAUUAGUGAAUGGUCUUUCUAAACUUACUUACGAUGAGCCCUUAAAACGCCUACACCUUUUCCCCUUGUCGUAUCGUAGGCGCGAAGUGAAUUUAUACUGGUAUCUCAUAUUUUUAAUUAUGAUUUCAGCGUUAAUAUGUCUUAUCUUUCUGCUCCCUUCAGGACUAAUAAUCUCCGAGGUCAUAGUAAGAAGGUUCACAAACCGCGAUCUAAUAAACUUAAAGUGGUGUCCCUUUUUUUCUCAUCGAGUAGUCCAUGACUGGAACCCCUUAUUCGAACAAGUGAUAUAAGCCCCACCAGUGAAUAUUUUCAAGGAGGAGCCGGACCUUCAUUGGAAAGCAAUCUGUCAGGAUUAACACAGGUUCACCAACCUACUAUCCUUAAUACUGAAGAUUGAAGACUGAUCACUAUGACUCCGAGACGCACGACCGCGCGAAAUGAGUUUAGAGUUUUCAUUUCAUCGUCUUUAGAGCUCUGUUAUUGUGUGGAAGGAAUAUCCCCUGCAUCAGUAGUCAAAGAUGUUAUCAAAGAAGCUGAACUUUGUUUUGGCAUAUCUAAUGAUCUCAUGCACGUUAGUUUUAUUGAUAGAGGUGAUCUGAUUGAUUCUUCCUCUUUGAUGGAGUCAAAUAUCGUCAAUGGGUCCACUUUGCAUGUUACAACAUCAAAAUCACUGGAGGCCUUAUUCAAGUCUAUAAUAACGAGUGAUAUGAAUCUCAUUAUACAAAAUAGCUUAUCGAGAUUCUUCCCUUAUCCAUCUGGACCUUUCAUCAGUAUGGCAACAAAAUAUCAGCAUGACUACAUUGCAUCUCGUCUGAAUACUGCUCUCCUGUUUGCUUCUGGAAUGGGUUUGGCAAACGUUUGCAACACACUAAUAUGUUUAGGUGCAAAUGUCAAUGCAAAAACUAAAUUUGGCAGGACACCUUUACAUAUCGCUGCAGCUCAUUUUUCAUCAGGAGAAAUAAUUACAGAUCUUGUUAAUCGUGGCGCUGAUAUAAAAACGAAAGAUAUUUUUGGUGAAACUGCAUUAGAUAUAGCUCGGCGGUACGGUAAUCAUCAUGUAAUUAAACAAAUACUACGACUUAGUUGGUUACAAAGAUGUAAAUCUUCAAAACCACAAUAUUCGAAUAUACCGCUGCGUGCUUUUCAAAUGUGUGAUUCAGCGUAUCCGAAAUGGCGUCGAAAUCUUAAUGGUCAAAUCUAUUUGCAAAAACUUACACCAAGAGGUGAAUAUUUUGGAUCAAGACUGGAUGCACCAAAAUGGAAUUGGCCUAAGUUAGAAAUGGUAUUAACUAGAAAACAGAUGCACCUUGAAGCAAGAUCAACUGGUAAUCGUAUCAAAUCUGCUUUACCUUUUUCAUGUGCAAAAUAACAUCGUCAUCAUCAUCAUCAUCACAAAGCCUAACUAACAAUAAAGCGGAAUUUUAAAUUUUGCACAUUCUAAAUUUUAUGUUCAGAUAAUGCAAGAUGAUAUUCUUGUUUUUCCAUACAACACACAUCCAAUAAUCAAAAUAAAUGGAUGUUUAUAAUGUAAACUAUAUUUCUGUUCAAUAGUUCACUGUUAUUCACUUAGACCAAUUAUGUUUAUUGAUAUAGAUGAGAAACUACUUAAACUUAUUUAUGAGUAAUUUGAAAAUAAUCCAUAGUAUAGUAUUCAGAAACCAUUUGAAACACUUGAACACAUGUAUGUUGUUCAAGUUAUAUAAUAUACCCUUGUCGGUCAGGGUAAUUUUAGAUUGGUUUUCAGGAGAACCAGACACC